Molecule: messenger RNA, 2199 nt
Organism: Leopardus geoffroyi (Geoffroy's cat)
Lineage: Eukaryota; Metazoa; Chordata; Mammalia; Carnivora; Felidae
Product: zinc finger protein 665-like
Exons: 1
Biological process (GO): negative regulation of transcription by RNA polymerase II
Molecular function (GO): DNA-binding transcription repressor activity, RNA polymerase II-specific
Source: RefSeq, a predicted model, not a curated record
AUGUGUGGCAAAGCCUUUACUCAGGGCUCACACCUCACUAAACAUCGGAUAAUCCAUACUGGAGAGAAACCUUACCGAUGUAAUGAAUGUGGCAAAGCCUUUACCAAGCGUUCACACCCUAGGCAUCAUGGGAGAAAUUAUACUGGAGAGAAGUCAUAUCCAUGUGUUGAAUGUGGCAAAACCUUUCAGUAAUGGUCUGACGUCAGGAUUCACCAAAGAAUUCAUGCUGGACAGAAACCUUUCAAAUGUAAUGAGUAUGGAAAAGCCUUUACUCAAGGCUCACACCUCCGUACACAUCAAAUAAUCCAUACCAGAGAGAAACUUUACAAGUGUAAUGAGUGUGGCAAGGUCUUCAGUCAAAAUUCACACCUUAUAAAUUCCUGGAGAAUCCAUACAGGCGAGAGACCUUUCAAAUAUAAGGAGUGUGGCAAAUCCUUCAGCACCCAUGCAAGCUUAAAUAAACAUCAGGUAAUCCAUACGGGCGAGAGACCUUACAAAUGUAAUGAGUGUGGCAAGGCUUUUAUCACGGGCUCACACCUUAGACUUCAUGAGAAAAUUCAUUCUGGAGAAAAAACAUACAAAUGUAUUGAAUGUGGCAAGGCUUUUAGACAAUGGUCUGACCUCAGGAUUCACCAAAGAAUUCAUCCUGGAGAGAAACCUUACAAAUGCCAUGAGCGUGGCAAAGCCUUUACUCAAGGCUCACCCCUCACCAGUCAUCAGAUGAUCCACACUGGAGAGAGCCUUAUAAGUGUACUGAAUGUGGCAAGGCUUUUAGGUAUUGCCUUAAACUCAGGGUUCACCAAAUCAUUCAUAUUUACAAAUGCAACAAAUGUGGCAAUGUUUUAAAUUAGUACUCUUCACUGGAUAUGAGUAAAUAUCCUGGAGAGAAACCACACAGAUGUAAUGUGUGUGACAAGGAUUUUACCCAAAGAUCAAAAGUUCGGGAACAUACUAGACCAUAUACCUUAUAAAUGCAAUGAGUGUGGCAAAGCUCUUAGCUUGAGUUCCAAGUAUUUUGCAACAAGAGGCGAUGUUGAAAGGAAACCACGUAAGUGUUUGUGGCAGAGCCAUUAUCCAGUCCUUGCAGAGAAAUCACAGAAAACUAAUGUGCGUGCUAAGGCUUUUGCCCCAAGGCCAAAACAUCAGAGGAUUUAUAUUGAAGAGCCACCUUACAAAUGGAAAUAAUGUCAUAAGGCUUUCAUUAAGUGCUCACACCUUUGGAGUAAUGAGAGAAUUUAUGCAGGGAAACUAUACCAAAUAUGCUGAAUGUGGAGAACCUUUAAGACACUGUGCGUCCUUAGGAUUCACCAACAAAUUGGUACUGGGGAGAUUCCUUGCAAAUCCUUACAAAUAUGAUAAGUAUUUUGACCAGUUCACAGAACAGACCACACAUUAGAGAAUCCAGGAAUAAUUGGAUCCGACUGGAAUAACUAGGACUUUAGAUCUCGGAGAUUAACCUGAAAUGUUCCACACUGCAUGAUAAUUAUGUCGAAAAUUGUUAAAACUCCUAUAUCAUGAGAACAAGGACAUGUGUGGAAGUAGCUCAUGAUUUUCUGUGUAUAAGAUACUUACCUGAGUUUUCUUGAAAAGGCUAUAUUUUAUGAGUUUGAGUUACAUUUUAUUUAUGAGUUUCACCCUCAAGUUUGAAAUCUGUUGAUCUUAAGCCUUUCCUGAUGGUCUCUGAGGAGCAGUCAUAAGAUGAAGGGGCCUACUUCAUUGUGUGUGACCCAUUCAUUUCUGUGUUCCCUGGAACAGCAAGGACACAGAGUUGUCAGAUUCAAUUUUGUGUGAAUUUGCAUGGGGUAGGGGCAGAGAAUAAUGCAAAAUCACCCUUGAAGUUGUCAUGCGUGUUAUGAUCAGGGCACUCUUCUCUAGAUGAGUUACAGGGACCUUUUCAUGAGAUGAUGGUGAUAGUUUGUUUGCUAGGGACGGAUUAUGUGGUAGAAACAAUGCAGGGGAAGAUAGUAAUAGCUGUGCUAUACUAUCAGUAACAAACUGAUGGAUCAUUAAUGCCAUUUCCCUUUUCUUGGAAAAUGAAGAGAGCAGUUAUCUGAGAGGGCAGUUGAAUCCAGAGAACCAGAACAGUAUGUUCAUGAUUCAUAGUUAACUCCUGCCAUUACAUUUUGCUACUGUUUUCUGCAGGAUGUAUCACAAGUCUCACGUUUUCAUUAAUAAAGUUUAAAUAAUUUUUCCCCAUAA